This is a messenger RNA of Cooperia oncophora, 336 nucleotides long. The record is from the annotation of a GenBank genome assembly. Lineage: Eukaryota; Metazoa; Nematoda; Chromadorea; Rhabditida; Trichostrongylidae.
AUGCUGCCCGGCGCAGAAACCGUUUUCAAAGAUCCUGUUCUCAUUGAAAAAGCCAAGAGUGAAAGAUGGUUCAGCCUUCCAUACGAUUCAAAUCCGCGGGAAAUCAAAUUUGUGAAAACAACGAACGUCUUCAUGAGUGAAAAGUAUAAUUACGAGAAGGCUAAGAAAAUUUGCGCGAAAGAAAAAGGUCAACUACUCACCGUUCGCUCCUCCAAGGAUAAACUCAACAUAGCAGAGGCCGCACAGAAUCUGGAAAUGUACAACGGUCGAUGGUGUGAGGAAGUACCUGAGAUUGAUGACAGGGCUGGCUCAAGUUGGCACCCUGGCAUGGGAUAA